This is a messenger RNA of Phytophthora infestans T30-4, 771 nucleotides long. RefSeq lists its product as uncharacterized. The record is from RefSeq and is a predicted model, not a curated record. The transcript has 5 exons. Gene Ontology annotation, biological process: nucleosome assembly. Bases 1 to 690 code for a protein of 229 amino acids. Lineage: Eukaryota; Oomycota; Peronosporomycetes; Peronosporales; Peronosporaceae. Gene Ontology annotation, molecular function: chromatin binding; histone binding. Gene Ontology annotation, cellular component: nucleus; chromatin.
AUGACAGGUCCUCCGUCUCCCAAGCGCCAGCGCACCGAUGACAACCAUCCUGACGACAAGGUGCAGAAGGUUCUUGAGUCCGUUAAGGAGGUGGAGGAGGAGCUUGAGAAGGCGAACGUGGAGCUGGCCAAGGAGACCCUCGUCAUCGAGACCAAGUACAAUGCCAAGAAGCGCCCAACAUACGUCAAGCGCAACAAGCUGCUGGCCGACAUUCCGCACUUCUGGAAGAAAGUGUUUGUGAACCACCCGCUCGUGGGCAACUACAUGACCGAGGAAGACGAGAUGAUCAUGGACUUCUUGCAGGACUUUGACAUUACGUUCGUGGGCGAUGACGGAAGUUUCAAGCUGGAGUUUACCUUCCAGGAGAACGAGUACUUUUCACCCACGACCUUGUGGAAGCAGGUCACGUUCUCGGUGGACGGAGAAGAAGUGGAGGUCACCGCCUCCGAGCUCACCUGGAAAGACAAGGCUGAGAUGACCGAGGAGUCAGAGAGGUUCCCUUUCUUUCAGUGGUUCGUCUCGACUGACGGUGAUCAGGACGUUGCUGAGAUAAUCAAGGAGGAGAUUUGGAAGAGCCCCGUGCAGUUUUACGAGAUGGAUGACGAAGAUGAAAGUGAGGGCGAAGUCGAAGAAGGCGAGGGCGAGGAGGAGGAGGAGGAGGAGGAGGUCGACAGCGACGAUAAGGAAUAAAUCUGCCUCUACUUACCGGACGAUGGGCAGCCGCUCAGAGACGCCAACAUUGCCAAUAAUGAAUUCUCUUUUGGCUCCUCC